AUGACACACCCAGAGUACGCCUUCGUGGUCGAACAUCUUGACCCAGAACUGGGCCCUUGGUCGGCUCUGGAAUACAAGACCAUCGCAAAGGAAUCACGGGAUUCUGGCUGCCAUUUUAUUCUGUCGUCCGUGCCUCAAUCGCUGCUCGAAUCUACAGACUUGAAAGAAAUCCAGGGUAUCGGGGGAGAGGCCAGGACAGACAGCAUCGAGACCUACUAUGCGGCCAAGAAGGAGAAAAUCUGUCUUCUCGACCCCGGUGCAAGCCAAGAGUUGAACCCUUCUGAUGCCCAGGUCUUUGAUACCUUCCUGUUUGGAGGAAUACUGGGAGAUGACCCUCCGCGAGACAGAACAAGUGAACUGCGAAAGAAAGGCUUCUCCGGCAGGCGACUUGGACCGAAGCAGAUGACCACAGACACAGCUGUACGAGUAACACGUAUGGUGAUCCUGAAUCAGAUGCCCCUGGACAAAAUUCCCUACGUAGAUUAUCCUGAACUGAGGCUGGAUGAGCACGAGACGACAGAGAUGCCGUUCCGAUAUGUGACUGAUGCAUCAAACAGGCCGAUCAUGCCUGAGGGCAUGAUCGAUCUCAUCAAAGCUGAUGCUGACAAGGCCUUUGACAGCCUUGAAUUCGUCGACGAGGUCGAAGGCAUUGAGAACCUGAAGGUCAAUCAAGGUUGA
Messenger RNA from Exophiala spinifera, 678 nucleotides. RefSeq lists its product as uncharacterized. Gene Ontology annotation, biological process: peptidyl-arginine methylation. NCBI's taxonomy places the organism in Eukaryota, Fungi, Ascomycota, Eurotiomycetes, Chaetothyriales, Herpotrichiellaceae. The record is from RefSeq and is a predicted model, not a curated record. Gene Ontology annotation, molecular function: protein-arginine omega-N monomethyltransferase activity. The coding region runs from base 1 to 678 and encodes 225 amino acids. The transcript has 5 exons.